AUGUCUAAACAAUUGAAUUCCUCGAGUUCUUCGCGCGACGAAGAAAGCAAACAAUGGUUUGAUUUGAUUGACAACAAGUGCUCAACAAAUACUAAAAUAAGCCGAAAAUUAAUUGAAAAAAGAGAUCAAAAGUUAACUGAAGACAGAGUGAGAGGAGAGCGAGAACUGAAUCCAUAUUAUCGUUUGGACACAAAGACUGGUCCAGUUGUCGAUGAAGUGAAUCCAAGUGUCAAAAGCACAUCCACUGCAACAUCGGUUUCAUUGAGUGAUCGGAACUCAAUUAAUGCUAAAUUACUGAAAGCAGAGCUCAUCGGUAACCAGACUUUGGCCCAACAGUUGAGAGACAAACUCAACCAAUUGGACAAUAAGGACAAGGAUUACGAUUCACAGCAUUCACACCAUUCACAGCAUUCACACCAUUCACAGCAUUCACACCAUUCACGCCAUUCAAACGAUUCACACAUUGAAUCCAAACAACACUUGUAUUCUGUGGAGAAGAGAGCAAAUGAAGAGUCCAUGUCUUUGAAGGAAAUGUAUUUGAGAGCUAAGCAGUCGACCACUGAUGACGAGAGCAAGAAGUUUAUUGCAACCACUUCUCGGUUCAGUCGCUCAUCUCAAGAGGAAUAUGAAGACAUGCCAACAAAGAAUAAGAGACACAAAUAUGAAAGCAAUCAUUAUGUCAGACAUGAAAGCGAAGGCAAAGACAAAUGCAGACAAUGUGUGGACAAUAUUGAGAGACAUCUGAUUAUAUCGAAUGGAGAGAAGACUAUAAUUAGUGUUACGCCUUAUGAGCCGUUUGUCACCGGAUUUUGCCAUAUAUUAAGCAAAUGUCACUCAAAUGUAUCGCUGAUAGCAUCAGAUGAGGACUGUUUGCUCGAAAUGAAUGAACGAAAACAUCAAAUCUCUUCGUUCUUCAACCGAAACAACAAAAGCGUUAUUUUUAUGGAGACUUACUUUAAAAGAGGCCGUCAUUCCAGUCAUAACAGACACUUCACUAUUGAAUGCAUUCCUAUUAAAAGCAAAUAUCAAUCCGAAGCUCACAUCUUUUUUAAAAAAGCAAUAAUGGAGUGCGAGAGUGAGUGGGCUCUCAAUAAACAGCUCAUCCAAAUCAAAGACAAAUGUGUAACCAAAUUGAUACCCAAAGGAUUGUCUUAUUUUUGGGUCACAUUUGGUCCCAAAAAUAUCGGUUUUGCUCACGUUAUUGAAAAUGAAGAGACAUUUUCGCCUCAUUUUGGAAAAGAAGUGAUUGCAGGGCUUUUAGAUAUUGAACCAAACAAAUGGCUCAAUUCUAAGAAUCAAAAUUAUGAACAACAGUUCCAGAGAGUGGUGCCAUUUAAAGAUCAUUGGAAACAAAUGUUUGGUUAGCCUUUUGUUUUUAGCAGCAAUUUGUGUAUUAAGUAAACCACAAUAAAUAAAGUUAUUGAUUGAUA
Medioppia subpectinata is the source of this 1430-nucleotide messenger RNA. NCBI's taxonomy places the organism in Eukaryota, Metazoa, Arthropoda, Arachnida, Sarcoptiformes, Oppiidae. The record is from the annotation of a GenBank genome assembly.